GGGCUGCGCGCCCGGAGGCUCCCUCAGCGCCCUGCGGCAUGGCGCGGCUGGAGGCAACCGCUGCCUCGGCAGAAUGUCUGCUAAAGGAUAUUCCAGAUGUCCUUGAUAGCGAGUCUGAUGAAAGUGAACUCUCUGACAGCUCUCACAGUGAAGGUGAAUGCCAGUGCCUCUCUUGUUCAGUGUGCUAAUUUACACCCUGACCUGGAAGAUUUGCUUUGCUGAAAUCUCCGGGAUGCCUUGAGGCUGUGACUUCUCCAGAGCCAAAAACCAUGUCAGCAUAUGAGGUGGAGGACUGGGAUAAAGAAUUGGAGGACUCUGAAUGUGAUCCUUAUGAUGCUGACGAUUUCCACUGUGGAAGCUUUCAGGAAAAUAAUCUUCUGGCCUCAUACUCGUGGCUGAGCUGGCCAGUUUGA
Molecule: messenger RNA, 413 nt
Organism: Calypte anna (Anna's hummingbird)
Lineage: Eukaryota; Metazoa; Chordata; Aves; Apodiformes; Trochilidae
Exons: 3
Source: RefSeq, a predicted model, not a curated record